Puccinia triticina is the source of this 1947-nucleotide messenger RNA. RefSeq lists its product as uncharacterized. The record is from RefSeq and is a predicted model, not a curated record. Lineage: Eukaryota; Fungi; Basidiomycota; Pucciniomycetes; Pucciniales; Pucciniaceae. The transcript has 2 exons. Bases 1 to 1947 code for a protein of 648 amino acids.
AUGGUCCACAGCAAGUCAACCACCAACCAACAUCGACGAACUCCAACCACCAGCACUGAAAAGCCAGCCAUGGUCCUACGAAGACUAUCCAUCUCCGCCAAACCACCUCGCUAUGUCCCCCUGCCCACGAAGGACAGCAGAUACGACGACCCGCCAACCCACACGACUGCCUCAUCCUCCUCCUCCUCCUCCACCACGAACACCACCGCCACCACCACAAACGCCAACACCACCUCAGCCAUCAACAACAUCUCUAGCAACUCCUCCUCCUCCAGCACCACUCUCCUCCCCUCCAAGUCAUUCUCAUCGACCUCCUCCAGCUCCCUUGGCGACGCAAAUGAACUUCAAUACCCCCCCUCGCCCUCGUCUAUCGACUGGUGGUCCAAAUCAGUCAGCUCAUCAAUCUCUCGAAUAUAUCGCCACCUCCGCUAUCUUCUCUACACGCUCGUCGAACUAGGCCCAACAGAUAAAUUCAUUGCUCAUUUCCGACCCCGUCGGUUCUUGAUCAUCAUCGCCUUCACCUCUAUCAUCUCUGCCACCUUGCUCCUCAUCUCAUUCCCCUUCAGUCCGUUCUCUCUGCCAUCAAUCUCUCAGUGGUGGCUGUCGAGCGGAUCAAGCUACCUCGAUCAGGAGGACGCCUUCCGUUGGAACUCCAUCCAAUUCCAAGCCGACGCUGCCGUACGCAGCCAAAAACAAAUCCCCUUCCUCCUCAACCGAUUCGGCUAUCAAUCCCUUCCAUCCGCCCAAUCCUUCUCAAACUCUGAUCCGAUACCCUCGAUCCUCCAUGUCGUACCCCCUGGAAAAGGCGUGUUUUCGUAUCUCCAAUGGCUUUCGAUCUCCUCUGGCGUCAAGCAGAUCAGGCCCCGCCGGACGAUGGCCCAUAUGAUCAUCGGGAGCGUGCCCCCACCGGGUACCAACUUUUGGUGGGAUGAAAUCGUCCGACUGCCGGGUUUCGAGAUACAUCACGUCGAAGAUCCCAAGGAGGUCUUCGGAAAUCCCAUCCUAGAUAUCUCGCACAAGUCCGACGUGAUUCGGCUCAGGGCGCUCCAAGAACACGGGGGAGUCUACAUCGACACAGAUGUCAUCGUACUCAGGCCGUUCGACGAAUUGAUGACCGGCGACGAGGAAGUCGUCCUCGGCGUCGAACAGGCCGAAGGCACCUUCCACAACCCUGUCCAGAUCAACGGUCUUUGCAAUGCAGUGAUCAUCAGCAAAAAGAACGCAACAUUCUUGAACACUUGGUGGGAUAACUAUCGCACCUUUCGUGGCAGACCAUUCAGAGGUGGUGGGAUUUGGAAUUAUCAUUCGGUCAAACUGCCAUGGACGCUGGCCAAGAACGCCUCCGAGAGUAACACGCCAGUCACCGUCUUAGACCACAAGUCAUUCUUCACGCCAUUGUGGGAUGACCCAGCUCUGAAAUGGGUCCAUGGCACGCUCCAAAAGCCGACUGGGCCUCCAUCCAGCCCGGCCCCAGUGCCGCCGGCGAAACGACCCCCGAUGUCCAAUCCCGAGGGGACCGAAGGACUGCAGCCGCCCAGCAGUCGUUUCCGGAUGACCCUGGCCGAACUGGGCCGCCCGUUGUCAGGCGAAUAUCUGCCCGAGAAAGCCGACGAUAUCGAGGCUCUUCAGCACGGGGAGCUGGCCCCCGACUUGCCCGGAUUCAGACUCGAAUGGACCGGCCAAUUCGCGUACCAUAUGUGGCAUCAUCUCUUGGACGAACGCAUCUCAAUCGCUACCGAUGGGCUCUUGAACUCCGCCUCUGACCUCUCGCCCGAAGAUACCCUCAAUAGAGAUAGCAGCUUCAAUCGGGUCGCCCGCAAGUAUCUCUCCCCGACCGUCUUGAAACGAUACUGGAACUUCAAACAUUCUAAGCAAGGAUCUAUUCCUAACUCUCCCUCCCUUAAUUCUAAAUCUACCAUACCUGUCCCUCCCUCACUCCAUGUAUAA